UACAAAACCAAAAACCCCAAUUUCACUUUUUCAACUAUGGCUCUUAAUCUUCUAAACCUUUCAAUCUUGUUCGUUUUACUCAACAUCAUCAAUCCGUUUCCCUUUGCAGAGCCAAGAACUUUAGAAGCCUCUACAACUCCUUUUUCCAAAACUCUCCAAAACCUGAGGGGUGUUCACAGGGGACAAAAUGCAAAAGGUGUGGGCGAACUCAGAGGCUACCUUCAAAAAUAUGGCUACCUAACAAAGGGUAGUUCUUCCAACGACAACUUCGACGAAAACGUCGAGUCCGCCCUAAAGCACUACCAAGCAUUCCAUCACUUACGCGACACUGGUGUGGUGGAUGACGAUACUAUAAAAAAAAUGAGCCUCCCACGUUGUGGAAUGCCUGAUAUUAUCACCAACCCUAACCCUAACCCUAACGGGUUGGUGGGGGCUCCUGAAAACUACACCUUCUUCCCUGGGUCGCCAAAAUGGAGCAAAUUUUUUUUAACCUAUCGACGCACAUCAGGUGCUACAGUGUCCAUCAAUGAAACCGCUGUGAGACGAGCAAUGCGGGAUGCCUUUCAAUCCUGGGCAAACGUCAGCCCCUUCACAUUCAAUGAAACUACAGAUCGUUCAGCUGACAUAACCUAUGGAUUUCACAGAGGACUCCACCUUGAUUUGUACCCAUUUGACGGGCCAGGAAGGGUGCUAGCCCAUGCUUUUGCGCCGGAAGAUGGGAGGAUUCACUUUGAUGCAGACGAACUGUGGAGAUCUAACGGGUCAGACAUUGAUUUUCAAACAGUGGGUUUGCAUGAAUUGGGUCACUCUCUAGGGCUUGGACAUAGUAACGAUACAGACGCCGUUAUGCAACCCAAUUAUGAUGGACAAAGAAGGUCUCUGAGCCAGGAUGAUAUUGAUGGCAUACAAGCUCUAUAUGGACAGAACUAGAACUUGAUAAAUGUUGUGUGAGAUAAUUAAUUAUCAAGUGUAGUACGUGUGCUGGCUAGUUGUUUAACUUGGCUGCUGGAACAUGGUAGCGAGUUGCAAUGUAUUAAUCAAUAGCUAAAUAAGCCACCACUUACACUUGUGAUGAUAAUAUGCUUGCAAUAAUUAUAAGAUACUUUAAUAAACGUGUACGUGGAUAUUAUUAUA
Messenger RNA from Glycine soja, 1134 nucleotides. RefSeq names its product metalloendoproteinase 1-like. Lineage: Eukaryota; Viridiplantae; Streptophyta; Magnoliopsida; Fabales; Fabaceae. The record is from RefSeq and is a predicted model, not a curated record. Bases 37 to 930 code for a protein of 297 amino acids. The transcript has a single exon. Gene Ontology annotation, cellular component: extracellular matrix. Gene Ontology annotation, biological process: extracellular matrix organization; proteolysis; collagen catabolic process. Gene Ontology annotation, molecular function: metalloendopeptidase activity; zinc ion binding.